Molecule: messenger RNA, 11207 nt
Organism: Cynocephalus volans (Philippine flying lemur)
Lineage: Eukaryota; Metazoa; Chordata; Mammalia; Dermoptera; Cynocephalidae
Gene: CUBN
Product: cubilin
Exons: 67
Coding region: 1-10866 (3621 amino acids)
Molecular function (GO): calcium ion binding
Source: RefSeq, a predicted model, not a curated record
AUGUCCUCACAUUUUCUUUGGAGUUUGGUUACUUUUUUGACAUUUGCUGAAUUGGAUGGUGAAGGUGGAGGACUUGAGCUGCAGCGACAAAAAAGAAACAUGGAUUUCCAACAGCCUCGUAUGGCUACAGAGAGGGGAAAUUUAGUGUUUCUUACGGGGUCUGCUCAAGACAUUGAAUUUAGAACUGGAUCCCUGGGAAAAAUUAAAUUAAAUGACGAAGACCUCGGCGAAUGUUUACAUCAGAUCCAGAAUAACAAAGAUGAUAUUAUAGAUUUAAAAAGGAAUACAACUGGUCUGUCUCAAAAUAUAUCUAAUCAGAUCUAUCAGCUUAAUUCCAAGCUUGUGGAUCUUGACAAAAAAUUUCAAAGCUUACAGCAGACAGUUGACAAAAAAGUCUGCAGCAGCAAUCCCUGUCAGAAUGGUGGAACCUGCCUCAAUCUGCAUGAUUCCUUUUACUGUAUCUGUCCCUCACAGUGGAAGGGUCCUCUCUGCUCAGUUGAUGUUAAUGAGUGUGAGAUUUACUCAGGAACACCCUUGAGCUGCCAGAAUGGAGCCACAUGUGUGAAUACAGUGGGAAGUUACAGUUGUCUCUGCUCACCUGAGACAUAUGGACCUCAGUGUGCUUCCAAAUACAAUGACUGUGAAGGGGGCUCUAAUGCACGCUGUGUCCAUGGCAUCUGUGAGGAUUUAGUCCGAGAACAAGCUGGAGAGCCCAAGUACAACUGCCUCUGCAAUCCUGGGUGGACGUCCCCACUGAACAGCUCUGCCUGUGUGCUGGACAUAGAUGAGUGUAGCCUCUGGCCCGCACCUUGUUCCACACAUGCGCAGUGCUUCAACACUCCAGGAUCUUUCUAUUGUGGGGCAUGUGCCACAGGCUGGCAGGGAAAUGGAUACAUUUGUGAAGAUAUCGAUGAAUGUGCAAUAAAUAAUGGAGGCUGUUCUGUGGCUCCACUUGUCGAGUGUGAGAAUACUCUCGGAUCUUACCACUGUCAGUCCUGUCCACCAGGGUACCAGGGCGAUGGAAGAGUGUGCACACUCACAGACAUCUGCUCGGUCAACAACGGGGGCUGCCACACGGAAGCAACAUGCUCCUCAGCUCUAGGUUCCUUACCUCUCUGCACCUGUCACCCAGGAUAUACUGGAAAUGGAUAUGGGCCAAAUGGAUGUGUACAACUCAGCGAUAUUUGCCAAAGUCACCCCUGUUUAAAUGGACAAUGCAUCCCAACAGUCUCUAGCUAUUUCUGUAAGUGUGAAUCAGGUUGGGCUGGUGUCAACUGCACAGAAAACAUCAACGAGUGUUUGAGCAACCCCUGUUUGAAUGGGGGAACUUGUGUUGAUGGCAUUAAUGCCUUCAGUUGUGAAUGCACACGUUUCUGGACUGGAGCCUUUUGUCAGAUUCCUCAGCAAGUUUGUGGAGAGUCCCUCUCAGGGAUCAAUGGAAGCUUCAGCUAUAUGAGUCCCGAUGUUGGUUUCGUCCAUGACGUUAACUGCUUCUGGGUUAUCCGAACUGAAGAGGGAAAGGUCCUGCGUAUCACUUUCACUUUUUUCCAAUUAGAAUCAGUGAGCGAUUGUCCACAUGAGUUUCUUCAGAUUCACGACGGAGAUUCCUCUGCAGCUUUUCAACUUGGAAGAUUCUGUGGCUCCGUACUCCCUCCAGAACUUCUCAGCAGUGGCAAUGCUCUCUAUUUUCAUCUCUAUUCUGAACAUUUAAGAAGUGAGAGAGGCUUUACAGUAAGAUGGGAGACAGAGGAACCAGAGUGUGGAGGUAUACUGACUGGUACUUAUGGUUCUAUUAAGUCUCCGGGGUAUCCUGGAAACUACCCCCCAGGAAGAGAUUGUGUCUGGAAUGUGGUAACCAGUCCUGGCCUCCUGAUAACAUUUACUUUUGGGACCUUGAGCCUGGAGCACCAUGAUAAUUGCAGCAAUGAUUAUCUUGAGAUUCGAGAUGGUCCUUUGCAGCAGGACCCCGUUCUUGGAAAAUUCUGCACCACUCUCUCUGUUCCGCCACUCCAGACUUCGGGUCCCUUUGCCAGAAUUCAUUUCCAUUCUGACACCCAGAUUAGUGACCAAGGCUUCCAUAUCACCUACUUAACAUCACCUUCGGAUCUGCAUUGUGGAGGGAACCACACAGACCCAGAGGGUGAGCUCCUCCUUUCUGGCUUGCCUGGGCCUCUCACGGGCAACAGGCAGUGCAUCUACAUUAUAGACCAGCCUCAGGGAGAACAAAUACAAGUCAACUUCACCCAUGUGGAGCUGGAAGGCCAGAGUGGCUGCUCUCAGAGUUACAUUGAGGUUCGAGAUUAUCAAACCUUACUUGGGAAAGUCUGUGGCAACGAAACUCUCUCUCACUUUAAAUCCAUUACUAACGUUAUCUGGAUAAGGCUUAAAAUGGAUGCUUAUGUUGAAAAAGCUAGUUUCAGAGCUGUUUAUCAAGUCGCUUGUGGGGGUGAAUUAACUGGAGAAGGGGUCAUUCGCUCACCUUUUUAUCCAAAUGUGUAUCCUGGAGAAAGGAUCUGUACAUGGACCAUCCACCAACCCCAAGGCCAAGUAGUUCUUCUCAACUUCACUGGCUUUGAAAUUGGAAGUUCUAUUCACUGUGGUACAGAUUAUAUCGAGAUUGGUAGCAGUUCCAUUUUGGGUUCUUCUGACAAUAAAAAGUACUGUGGCGAAGACAUACCUUCAUCUAUAACAUCUGUGUACAAUUUCCUUUAUGUCACAUUUGUGAAAAGUUCAUCUAGUGAAAAUCAUGGUUUCAUGGCUAAGUUCAGUCCUGAGGAUUUGGCCUGUGGAAAAAUUCUUACAGAGUCAACAGGAACCAUUCAAACUCCAGGCCAUCCAAAUAUCUACCCCCACGGUAUCAACUGUACCUGGCAUAUAUUAGUCCAACCUGGCCACCUGAUUCAUUUGGAGUUUGAAACAUUUCAUCUGGAGUUUCACUAUAAUUGCACAGAUGACUACCUGGAAAUUUAUGACACUGACUCUGGGACAUCUCUUGGGAGAUACUGUGGAAAAUCGAUCCCGCCUUCUCUGACCAGCAGUGCUAACUCAUUAAUGCUGGUAUUUGUGGCUGACUCUGACCUUGCUUAUGAAGGCUUUUCAAUAAACUAUAAAGCAAUUGAUGCAUCAACAGCAUGCUUCGAAGACUACACAGAUGAAUCUGGGACAUUCACGUCUCCAAACUUUCCCAAUAAUUACCCCGACAACUAUGAGUGCAUUUAUAGGAUCACAGUGGAAACCACCCAGCAGAUUGCACUGCAUUUCACAAACUUCUCUUUGGAGGAAGCCAUUAGUGGAAACUGUUUAGCAGAUUUUGUGGAAAUCAAAGAUGGAGGCUAUGAAAAAUCACCAACUCUGGGGAUAUACUGUGGCUCAAAUCUACCUCCAAGAAUCAUCUCUCACAGUAACAAACUAUGGUUAAGAUUUAAGAGUGACAUAAUUGACUCAAGUUCUGGAUUCUCAGCUUACUGGGAUGGGUCAUCUACAGGUUGCGGGGGCAAUCUCACCACUUCCAGAGGUGUAUUCAUAUCUCCCAACUACCCGAUGCCUUACUACCACAGCUCCGAGUGUUACUGGUGGUUGAAGUCCAGCCAUGGCAGCGUGUUUGAGCUGCAGUUCCAUGACUUCCACUUGGAGUAUCAUCCAAACUGCACUUUAGAUUAUCUGGCUGUAUAUGAUGGCCCAAGUACCCACUCUCAUCUGCUAACUCAGCUGUGUGGAGAUGAGACCCCACCUCUUAUCCGUUCUAGUGGAGACAGCAUGUAUUUAAAACUAAGGACAGAUGAAGGUCAGCAAGGACGUGGCUUCGAGGCAGAAUACUGGCAGACAUGUGAGAACGUGGUAAUAGUCAAUCAAACGUAUGGCAUUUUGGAGAGUAUAAAUUUUCCAAAUCCUUAUUCUGACAAUCAGCGUUGCAACUGGACAAUCCAAGCAACAACUGGCAACACUGUGAACUACACAUUUGUAGAAUUCGAAUUGGAAUAUUACACAAACUGCUCCACGGAUUAUUUAGAGCUUUAUGAUGGAGCACAGCGGAUGGGGCGCUACUGCGGAGAGGAGAGACCCCCUUCAGGGAGUACCACAGGCUCCAAGCUUCAAGUGCUGUUCCAUACUGAUGGGGUUGGUUACCACGAGAAAGGAUUUCAGAUGCAGUGGUUCAUUCACGGCUGUGGUGGGGAGUUGUCUGGAGCUUCUGGCUUCUUCAGCAGCCCCGGGUAUCCUAACGGGUAUCCACCCAACAGGGAGUGCAUCUGGUAUGUUACCACCACCCCUGGAAGUAGCAUCCAGCUCACCAUCUAUGACUUUGAUGUGGAGUAUCAUGCAAGAUGCAACUAUGACGUCCUGGAGGUCUAUGGAGGUCCUGAUUUCCACUCUCCCAGAAUGACCCAGUUGUGUGCCCAAAGAUCAUCUGAGAGCCCCAUGCAGGUCUCCAGCACUGGAAACAAGCUAGCAAUCCGAUUCAAGACCGACAGCUCUAUAAAUGGGAGAGGCUUCAAUGCCUCAUGGCAAGCAGUCCCUGGAGGUUGUGGUGGGAUUUUCCAGGCUCCCAAUGGAGAGAUUCAUUCUCCAAAUUACCCCAGCCCAUACAGGAGUAAUACAGACUGUUCCUGGGUCAUUCGAGUUGACAAAAAUCACCGUGUUCUCUUGAACUUCACUGACUUUGAUCUUGAGCCUGCAGACUCUUGUAUUAUGGCAUAUGAUGGCUUAACCUCCGCAACUAGUCGCCUUGCCAGUAUGUGUGGAAGACAGCAGCUGACUAACCCCAUCACCUCUUCGGGAAACAGCCUCUUUGUGAGGUUUCAGUCUGGCCCUUCCAGACAGAGCAGGGGCUUUCGAGCUCAGUUCAGGCAAGCCUGUGGUGGCCACAUCCUCACCAGCUCUUUUGAUACUAUUUCCUCUCCAUUGUUCCCUGCCAAGUAUCCAAACAAUCAGAACUGCAGCUGGAUAAUUCAAGCUCAACCUCCAUUCAAUCAUAUCACCCUCUCCUUUACUCACUUUGGACUUGAAAGCAGCACAUCGUGUACUCAUGACUUUUUAGAAAUUUUGGACGGCGACGACUAUGACGCACCCCUCCGAGGUCGUUACUGUGGCACCUCCAUGCCCCAUCCCAUCACAUCCUUCAGCACGGCCCUGACACUGAGGUUUGUCUCUGAUUCUUACGAAAAUUCUCAUGGUUUCCACGCUACAUAUGCUGCAUCAUCAUCAGCUUGUGGUGGUAACUUCCACAUGGCUGAAGGCAUCUUUGACAGCCCGGGCUACCCAGAAGUUUAUCCCCAUAACGUGGAAUGUGUCUGGAACAUUGUCAGUUCCCCUGGCAACCGGCUCCAGCUGUCUUUCAUAUCUUUCCAGCUGGAGGACUCUCCGGACUGUAGCAAAGACUUUGUGGAGAUACGGGAAGGAAACGCCACUGGUCACUUGGUGGGACAAUACUGUGGAAACGCUCUUCCUCACAAUUAUUCAUCCAUUGUUGGGCAUAUCCUGUGGAUCAGAUUUGUCUCUGAUGGCUCAGGCAGCGGUGUUGGCUUCCGGGCCACAUUUACUAAGAUAUUUGGCAAUGAUAAUAUUGUGGGAACUCAUGGGAAAAUCGCCUCUCCCUUCUGGCCUGGAAAUUACCCCCAUAACUCCAAUUACCAGUGGAUAGUAAAUGUGAAUGUAUCUCAAGUUAUCUAUGGUAGGAUCUUGGAGAUGGACAUUGAAGCAGCAUAUAACUGCUAUUAUGAUAAAUUAAGGAUUUAUGAUGGAGUUGGCAUUCAUUCCCGUCUAAUUGGAACUUAUUGUGGUACCCAGACUGAAUCUUUUACAUCCACUAGAAAUUCUUUGACAUUUCAGUUUUCUUCUGACUCUUCAAUCACAGGGAAGGGAUUCCUUCUGGAGUGGUUUGCAGUGGAUGCUCCUAUUGGACCUUUACCUACUAUUGCUACAGGUGCUUGUGGUGGGUUUCUGAGGACAGGAGAUGCUCCAGUCUUUCUUUUCUCCCCGGGCUGGCCUGAAGACUACAGUAAUAGGGUUGAGUGUACCUGGCUCAUCCAGGCUCCUGGUUCUACCGUGGAACUCAAUAUCCUUUCUCUGGACAUUGAACCUCACCGAACAUGUGGCUAUGACAACCUUGUGAUAAGAGAUGGAGACAAUGGCAUGGCCCCACAGCUAGCAGUUCUCUGUGGAAGAGAGGUUCCUGGGCCCAUCCGGUCUACUGGAGAGCACAUGUUCAUCCACUUUACCUCUGACCUCAGUGUGACCGGGGCGGGCUUCAACGCAUCCUUUCACAAGAGCUGUGGUGGAUAUUUGCAUGCAGACAGAGGGAUUAUCACAUCCCCCAAGUAUCCAGAGACCUACAUUCCCAACCUCAACUGCUCUUGGCACGUCCUGGUCCAGAGUGGCCUGACCAUUGCUGUCCAUUUUGAACAGCCCUUUGAGAUUCCAAAUGGAGAUUCUUCUUGCAACCAAGGAGAUUACUUGGUGCUAAAAAAUGGACCUGAUAUCUAUUCUCCACCCCUGGCACCCCAUGGAGGAAAUGGUCAUUUUUGUGGCAGUCAUCCUUCAUCAACUCUGUUCACCUCAGAUAAUCAAAUGUUUGUUCAAUUUAUCUCUGAUAAUAGUAAUGGAGGGCAAGGAUUUAAGAUCAAAUAUGAGGCCAAGAGUUUAGCCUGCGGGGGCAAUAUCUACAUCCAUGAUGCAGAUUCUGCUGGAUACGUGACCUCCCCCAACUACCCUGACAAUUACCCCCAGCACACUGAUUGCAUCUGGAUCAUAGCGGCUCCUCCAGGAAAGCUCAUAAGGCUGCAGUUUGAAGAUCAAUUCAAUAUUGAAGCAACACCCAACUGUACUUCCGAUUACCUCGAGUUGCGGAAUGGAGUUGAUUCAAAUGCACCAAUACUUUCCAAAUUUUGUGGGAUAUCUUUGCCCAGCAGUCAGUUGUCCUCAGGAGAAGUUAUGUAUUUGAGAUUCCGGUCUGACAACAGCCCCACUCACAUUGGAUUCAAGGCCAAGUAUUUUAUAGCCCAGUGUGGUGGAACAGUAACAGGACAAAGCGGUGUCAUUGAAAGCAUUGGACAUCCAACACAUCCCUAUAGAGACAAUUUAUUCUGCGAGUGGCAUCUCCAAGGUCUCUCAGGACACUAUCUCACCAUCCAUUUUGAAGAUUUUAACCUUCAGAAUUCCUCUGGGUGUGAAAAAGACUUUGUGGAGAUCUGGGAAAACCAUACCUCUGGAAAUUUCUUGGGCAGAUACUGUGGAAAUACCCUUCCUGACAGCAUAGACACUUCUAGCAAUGUUGCUUUGGUCAGGUUUGUCACAGAUGACUCUCUUACUGCCUUGGGAUUCAGACUGCGGUUUGAAUCUAGCAUGGAAGAGUGUGGUGGGGAUCUGCAGGGCCCUACAGGAACAUUUUCUUCUCCCAACUACCCAAACCCAAAUCCUCAUGGCCGGAUCUGCGAGUGGAGAAUCACCGUGCAGGAUGGAAGGCAGGUCACCCUAACUUUUAACAACCUGAGGCUGGAAGCUCAUCCAUCCUGUGACAAUGAGCAUGUGACAGUGUUCAAUGGCAUUAGAAGUAACUCACCCCAGCUAGAGAAACUGUGUAGUAGUGUGAAUGUAAGCAAUGAGAUAAAAUCUUCAGGAAACACAAUGAAAGUCAUUUUUUUCACUGAUGGAUCCAGGCAGUAUGGAGGCUUCAUUGCCACCUACACAUCUGAUGAAGAUGCAGUGUGUGGUGGGUCCCUUACAAAUGCCCCUGGAGGAAACUUUACUUCUCCUGGCUACAAUGGAAUCAGUAAUUACUCAAGAAACCUAAACUGUGAAUGGACUCUCAGCAAUCCAAAUCAGGGAAAUUCAUCCAUUUACAUCCGUUUUGAGGAUUUUUACCUAGAAAGUCACCAAGACUGUCAAUUUGAUGUCCUUGAGUUUCGAAUAGGUGAUGCUGAUGGGCCCCUGAUAUGGAGACUUUGUGGCCCUUCACAGCCUACAAUACCAUUGGUUAUACCUUAUCCUCAGGUCUGGAUACACUUUGUCACUAAUAAACAUGUAGAACAUGUUGGAUUUCAUGCAGAGUAUUCCUUUACAGAUUGUGGCGGAAUACAGGUGGGCGAGAGUGGAGUGAUUACAAGCCCCAACUAUCCAGACUCUUAUGACAGCUUGACCCACUGUUCUUGGUUGCUGGAAGCCCCACAAGGCCACACCAUCACUCUUAUAUUUAGUGACUUUGAUAUUGAAACCCAUACAACUUGUGCUUGGGACUCUGUCACUGUCAGGAAUGGUGGCUCCCCUGGAUCACCCAUAAUAGGACAAUACUGUGGAAAUUCAAACCCUAGGACAAUCCAGUCUGGUUCUAACCAGCUGGUGGUGAUUUUUAACUCAGACCACUCGGUGCAAAAUGGUGGAUUUUAUGCUACGUGGAGCACACAAACUUUAGGUUGUGGUGGAAUAUUUCAUUCAGAAAAUGGAACAAUCAGAUCCCCUCACUGGCCUCAGAAUUUUCCUGAAAACAGCAGAUGUUCCUGGACAGUCAUUACUCAUGAAAGUAAACACUUAGAGAUCAGCUUUGACAACAACUUCCUAAUCCCCAGUGGUGGUGGACAGUGUCAGAACAGCUUUGUGAAGGUGUGGGCAGGAACUGAGGAGGCUGACAGAGCCCUGUUAGCCAUGGGCUGUGGGAACGUGGCUCCUGGCUCCAUCAUCACGCCCAGCAACGCCUUCACCGCCGUCUUCCAGUCUCAGGAGACGCCAGCUCAGGGCUUCUCUGCAUCUUUUGUAAGCCGAUGUGGAGGUAAUUUCACUAGCCCUACAGGUUACAUCAUUUCUCCAAACUACCCAAAGCAAUAUGACAACAACAUGGAUUGCACCUAUGUCAUAGGGGCUGAUCCCCUGUCCGUGGUCCUCUUGACUUCUGUGUCUUUUCAUUUGGAAGCUCACUCAGCCGUCACAGGAAGCUGUGCCAAUGACGGGGUGCACAUUAUCAGGGGUACCGGCUUCUCUUCCACGCCUAUUGCUACCAUGUGUGGCGAUGAGAUCCUAGCGCCCGUCACCAUCAUGGGCCCCGUGUUGCUUAAUUUCUACUCAAAUGCACACAUCACAGACUUUGGAUUCAAGUUUUCCUAUAGGAUAAUCUCCUGUGGUGGCGUGUUCAACUUCUCCAGUGGGUUCAUCAGGAGUCCUGCCUAUUCAUAUACGGACUACCCAAAUGAUAUGCACUGUCUGUAUAACAUCACCGUUAGGGACAACAGAGUGAUCCAGCUCAAGUUCAAUGAUUUUGAUGUGGUUCCCUCUGCCUUCUGCUCCAAUGACUACCUGGCAAUUUAUGAUGGUUCUGACAUCAGUGAUCCCCUUCUUGGCAAAUUCUGUGGUUCUAAGCUCCCACCGAAUUUUAAGAGCACCAGUAACAGUAUGCUUUUGGUGUUCAAGACAGAUUCAUUUCAAACAGCAAGAGGAUGGAAGGUAUCUUUCCAGCAGACAUUGGGGCCUCAGCAAGGAUGUGGUGGUUAUCUGACAGGUUCAAAUAAUACAUUUGUCUCUCCUGAUUCUGAUUCCAAUGGAAGAUAUGACAAGAAUCUAAACUGCAUGUGGUUUAUAAUUGCACCUGUAAACAAACUCAUUAAACUCACCUUCAAUUCAUUUGCUCUGGAGGCAGCAAGUACUUUGCAAAGAUGCAUUUAUGAUUAUGUAAAGUUAUAUGAUGGAGAUAGUGAAAAUGCCAACUUGGCUGGAACAUUUUGUGGUUCCACCGUACCUGCUCCUUUUGUCUCUUCUGGUAACUUCCUUACGGUUCAAUUUGUCAGUGACCUAACUUUAGAAAGGGAAGGAUUUAAUGCUACAUAUACCAUCGUGGACAUGCCUUGUGGUGGAACUUAUAAUGCAACUUGGACCCCACAAAAUAUUUCCUCACCUAAUUUGUCAAACUCAGAUGUCCCAUUUUUCAUCUGUACUUGGGUCAUUGAAGCGCCUCCACAUCAGCAGGUCGAGAUAACGGUGUGGGCAUUCCAGCUGCACUCGCAAAACUGCGCACAGAAUUACCUAGAGUUUCAGGACUCACAGGAGAGUAAUGGAAACCGAAGAAUGCAGUUCUGUAGGGGAAAUGCUUCAGCAGUGCCAGCGUUUUAUUCUUCUACCAGAACUGCAAUUAUCAUUUUCAAAUCUGAAGUUUUAAACAGAAACUCUAGAAUGGGCUUUACCUUUAAGAUUGCAGGUUGCAACAGAGAAUAUAACAAAGGAUUUGGCAAUCUAAAGAGUCCUGGAUGGCCAGAAAAUUAUAGCAAUAACAUGAAUUGCACUAUUGUUCUCACGGCCCCAGAGAACCACUCCAUUUCCCUUUUUUUCCAUUCAUUUGCCAUCGAGGACUCAAGUGAAUGCAGAAACGAUUUCUUGGAGGUAAGAAACGGAAGUAAUAGCAGUUCACUAUUACUUGGCAAGUAUUGUGGAACUCUGCUGCCAAAUCCUGUCUUCUCCCAAAAUAAUAAACUAUACCUACGAUUUAAAAGUAAUAGUGCAAUUUCCAGUCGUGGAUAUGAAAUCAUCUGGACCUCAUCACCCUCCGGCUGCGGAGGAACUCUUUAUGGAGACAGCGGCUCGUUCACCAGCCCCGGCUAUCCAGGCACCUACCCAAACAACACUCACUGCGAAUGGGUCCUCACUGCUCCUGCUGGAAGGCCUGUCACUGUCAGCUUUUACUUUAUCAGCAUUGACGAUCCCGGAGACUGUGUCCAGAACUAUCUCAUCCUCUAUGAUGGACCAAAUGCUAAUUCUCCAUUCUCUGGACCAUAUUGUGGAGAAGACACUGAUAUAGCUCCCUUUGUGGCCUCCUCAAAUCGGGUCUUCAUAAAAUUUCAUGCUGAGCACGCAGCUCGUCCGUCCGCAUUCCAGUUAACUUGGGACAGCUAAAUGGGCAAGGCCGCGUGUCCAUUUGUCCCUAGGCUCUACUGCAGGGCCAUCAGACAUCACGCUGGACAGAAUGUCACCAUCCUAUACAUGACUCCUGCCUGUGCUACUGAGAAUAAGUCAGACAUUUAAGGUUUUCACCAAAGUAUUUGUGGAAUUGAUAUUUGUACAUUUGUGUUUUUUUGAGUAUAGGAUAGAGCUUCUUUAGUCUUGCCUGUGCGCAUUUUUACUUCUUAUAUUUGAACUGAAAAUUUUAAAAUUUCCUUGAGGAGUUGAAAAUGAUUAUGGCAUAUGUGAUGUAAAUUUUAAGAAGUUAAUGAUAAAAUGGAAGUAUGAUUUGCAGU